AGUACCUCUGCUUUUCCUUAAAAUUCCCAAAACUCCACAUUUACAUAUUCUCUCUCUCUCUCUCUCUAUCUCUCUCUUUUAUUUGUUAAGAAAGCGAAGUAAAAAUGGUUUCAGCGGAAGGUGGUAGUGGAAGUAGCGGUGGUAGAAACCCAAUUAGGAAGCUUUUGGGUUUGGGGUAUUGGGUUCAAGGAUUCAGGUGCUUCCCAUGGUUAGCAGUGAGUUUCUUCCUCAAGGAUGGCCUCAAUGUGGACCCUUCAACUCUUCAACUUCUUCAGAAUUCAGCUAAUCUUCCAAUGGUUGGAAAGCCCCUCUAUGGCCUUGUUUCAGACUCCAUCUACAUCUCUGGCCAGCAUCGAGUUCCUUACAUCGCCUUUGGAGCUUUCUUGCAGGCAUUGUCAUGGCUAGCCAUAGCAAUCUCUCCAUCAAACAUAUCUAUUUUCACUAUCUCCAUAUACCUCCUUCUUAGUAAUCUGGGUGCUUCAAUAGCUGAGGUAGCAAAUGAUGCCAUUGUUGCAGAGAUGGGUAAACAACCUCCUUCCUCAACCAAGCACUCUCAACCAUCUUCCUCAGGCAGCCUCCAAUCAUUUGUUUGGAUAGCUUCCUCUGUAGGAGGAGUCCUUGGAAACCUUCUUGGCGGCAUUUUUAUUGGCCGGUUCUCCCCACAAUCUAUGUUUUUGUUUUUUGGCCUUCUCCUUGCUCUCCAAUUUUUCAUAACCAUUUCGGUUCGUGAGAGCUCUCUUGGGCUCCCAAAGCGUCCAUCUGUUGGGAUAAGGAAACAGCUUUCAGAGUUAUUGGUUGUUCUAAGAAAACCUGAAAUUGCUUAUUCAAUAUCAUGGUUUGCAGCAUCUUAUGCCAUUAUUCCUGCACUCACAGGUACCAUGUUCUUUUACCAGACACAGUAUUUGAAAAUUAACUCAUCAGUGUUGGGUAUCUCCAAGGUGUUUGGCCAGGCAACAAUGCUUCUAUGGGGCAUCAUAUAUAAUCAAUACUUGAAAUCUGUCCCACCAAGGAAACUUAUAUCAGCCAUUCAAGCUAUGAUGGCAUUCCUUAUGAUUUCAGAUUUCUUGUUUGUGCAAGGUUUCUAUCGACAAAUGGGUGUCCCAGACUCACUCUAUGUUGUGAUUUUCUCUGGAUUUUUAGAGGUUCUAUUUUUCUUCAAGAUUCUACCAUUCAGUAUCUUAAUAGCUCAUCUGUGUCCACCAGGAUGUGAGGGGUCUAUAAUGGCAUUUCUUAUGUCUGCUAUAGCCCUUGCAUUCAUUGUGAGCGGAUACCUUGGUGUUGCACUUGCAUCAUACAUCAAUGUUACAGGAAGUGACUUUUCAGGACUUCCACUUGGACUUCUGAUACAAGCAGCAUGUACUCUGUUACCAAUUUUUUGGUCAUCAUGCAUACCUGAUAAUGUAGUAUCAAAAGGCAAGCAUAAAGAUUAGAAAGAAUUGUUGGAGGUUAUGGGUUUUGAGAGUGUUUUUGGUUGCAUGAAAUCUUACACUAAGAAACAUCAAGUUUUCGAAUCUCAACGUGUUACUAGACAAAAGUAAUCAUGCUUUCACCUAUUAAACUUUAUAUGGUGUACAUAUUGUUUGGACUAUAUUAACAAUAUAUCAAAACAAAUAUAACAAUGAUGAUUCUAGUAGAUAGUGUUGUGAUGCUGAAGUUAUUGAUUCUGUUUAUUUCAUUGCACUCAUGCAUCAGAUAGCAGAUAGAAGCUAUAUCAGUUGGCUUGCUAAAUUAUUAGACAAAAUAUCUCGAAGUGAUAGGUUGUAAAAGUGUAGUAUGACCAAGCAAUUCAAGUGCCAUGUUCGUUUAAUUAGUACCUUCGUCUUCCCUUGAACAUCAAGUGGGUAGGCUUUAUAUUAUGGGUGGAUUUGUAUUCAAAAAUCGCAUCAAACGGUUAGAGCC
This is a messenger RNA of Gastrolobium bilobum, 1899 nucleotides long. Its product is annotated as probable folate-biopterin transporter 7. The transcript is spliced from 2 exons. Gene Ontology annotation, cellular component: membrane. Lineage: Eukaryota; Viridiplantae; Streptophyta; Magnoliopsida; Fabales; Fabaceae. The record is from RefSeq and is a predicted model, not a curated record. The coding region runs from base 105 to 1430 and encodes 441 amino acids.